Sinocyclocheilus rhinocerous is the source of this 1845-nucleotide messenger RNA. RefSeq names its product ras-related protein Rap-1A-like. Bases 228 to 785 code for a protein of 185 amino acids. The record is from RefSeq and is a predicted model, not a curated record. Gene Ontology annotation, biological process: Rap protein signal transduction. Gene Ontology annotation, cellular component: membrane. Gene Ontology annotation, molecular function: GTPase activity; GTP binding. Lineage: Eukaryota; Metazoa; Chordata; Actinopteri; Cypriniformes; Cyprinidae. The transcript is spliced from 8 exons.
CCCGGCACGGUCAUUCACAGUUACAUUCACAAGCUCGUGCACUAUACAGCGAGCGCCGGGUUUGGGAGGAAGGUCGCUCAACAAAACUUAACGUAAUGAACAUGCUAAGGUGCUAGCGCGAGCUAAUGAGGCGCAGGCCGGCUGACUGAGCAGAAUUAUCCCCGCACAGCAGCGCUGCUGCCCGUCGGAGUUCACAGGAAACACCGGCCUCAACAGAGAGACCCACCAUGCGUGAAUAUAAGCUUGUGGUCCUGGGCUCUGGAGGCGUGGGGAAGUCUGCACUGACAGUUCAGUUUGUACAGGGAAUAUUUGUUGAAAAAUAUGACCCCACAAUAGAAGACUCAUAUAGAAAGCAAGUUGAGGUUGAUGGGCAGCAAUGCAUGCUAGAGAUCCUGGACACUGCAGGCACAGAGCAGUUCACAGCAAUGCGGGACCUGUACAUGAAGAACGGGCAGGGUUUCGCUCUGGUUUACUCCAUCACAGCACAGUCCACCUUUAAUGACCUGCAGGACCUACGGGAGCAGAUUCUGAGAGUGAAGGACACAGAGGAUGUGCCAAUGAUCUUGGUUGGGAAUAAGUGUGAUUUAGAGGAUGAGAGGGUGGUUGGGAAGGAGCAGGGUCAGAAUCUUGCUCGUCAGUGGAGUAAUUGUGCCUUUCUAGAAUCUUCUGCCAAAUCAAAGAUCAACGUCAAUGAGAUCUUUUAUGGCCUGGUAAGACAGAUAAACAGAAAGACGCCGGUGGAGAAGAAGAGAGCGAAAAAGAAGUCAAACUGCAUCCUGCUGUAACACAACUGCAUCACUGCAGCAGCUCUGAGCCAGAUUGCCGAAAUGAAGAACUGUUGCCCAGCUGGCCAACAUUCCUGUUCCUCUCUACAGUUAUUGGCCAAACAAUUAGUAAGACUGAACACCAGACUCCUCAACUAAUACACAGACUUGACAGAAAAAGAGAGAUGCAGCCUCUGCCUUUUCUUCCAGAGCAGUCUUGAAAUGUUUCUUCCCCCCGUUCCUUGAUUACUGUUUUUUUUUUUUCUGAAGGAGAUUCCACACUAAGGAUCUGUGUCUGGAGCAGAAGCUCCGUCUGUGACAUGGCAAAGGGGGGUUAGACAGUCUGGGCGAGGGUUCAGGACUUUCUCUGUGUGUCCUACAGAGAGAAUGGGGACAUUUCAAAAACAUGCUCAUGUUUGUAAAAUGAUCAGAAAUGUUUCUUUUUUUCCCAUAAUGUUUGGACUAUCACUAAUCAUUUGUACAGAGAAAAAGCUGUCCUUCAUUCAUCAAAACAUUUUCUGAGUGACUUUGAACACUUACUGCUUUCAUGUUCCCCAUAAUAUGCUUAGAUUCUUAUUUCCUUUUAUCUAAACAAACUGAACAAUGUCCUGUUUUCUUUUGGUGGUAUAGUUAAAAUAAGAAAUUUGGAUCUGUCUAUCUUGAAGAUUAAGAUGUAUUGUACUGAAGCCAAUGCAUUUGUUUUUUCACAAUCAAAAUUAGAUUAAUUUUCCAGCUUUUAAAGAUAAUUACAUUUUAGUAUAUUUUCUUCCUUUUUUCCCUUGGAUGUAUUUUGCGGUAGGCUGUAGCUCAGCCUGGGAUAAAUAUCAACCGUUUUGUGCCUGAGCAGGAGAAGGAAGAAAUCAGAUCUAUAAUGCAGAGAUGACUUCUCCUCUGAUAACCGCUAAACCAAUAAUCAAUAGUCAGUCCUUGACACUUCAUUUGCCAAUUUGUGUUGAUGUGUCAAAUAUUUUAUUUUAGUUUUCAUUGUUCUGCUCCAUGGUUUUGUUGAGCAUUUCAAACAAAGUGUCUGGCUGGCUUUUGAUUUGUUUUUAAAGUAAUGUGUGCUUUGAUUUUUUUUUUU